Molecule: messenger RNA, 3207 nt
Organism: Strongylocentrotus purpuratus (purple sea urchin)
Lineage: Eukaryota; Metazoa; Echinodermata; Echinoidea; Camarodonta; Strongylocentrotidae
Product: structural maintenance of chromosomes flexible hinge domain-containing protein 1-like
Exons: 23
Coding region: 1-3207 (1068 amino acids)
Biological process (GO): double-strand break repair
Source: RefSeq, a predicted model, not a curated record
AUGGCAGGCUCAACGGUGUACGUUUUCGACCGUCGCAAAGGCUCUAAACCAGAAAAGGAAAUCACUCUCGAUGAUGUCUUCAGUUUUGCUGAUUUUAAAGAGCUAAUCAAGAAAGAGUUUGGAAUUCCAUAUGAUGGAGAGUUUGUCAUUGCUACCACCAACAGAGAUGAGAUUAAUACAGAUGAGACUUAUGAGGAGCUUGUGGAGGAUGGAGACACUCUCUUACUGCUUGUGCACCUUAAGCAGGACUUGUCGGCCCCUAUCCAGGAGAGGGUGGAUUACCAACCCCACUAUGACACCAUCAUCAGGAGUGGCAUGUAUGAGUACUAUGCCAGCGAAGGACAGAAUCCAUUACCUUUUGCAAUUGCAGAACUGAUAGACAACUCAGUUACAGCCACGGUUAAUAACGUUGGACCCAGAAAUAUAGAAAUCAGAUUGUACCUAGAUGAAACAGGAGAUAAGAGUAUGGUUUGUGUCCUUGACAAUGGCAAGGGUAUGACCACCAGGGAACUCAACAACUGGGCCAUCUUUCGACUCUCUAAAUUCAAUCGCAAGAGACAAAGACUAAAUCAAGAGAACAACAGUGAUGAAGAGAGAGUCAUUCCCAGAUCGUUAAACAGUGACAUCUCGUACUUUGGAGUAGGAGGAAAGCAAGCAGCGUUUUACAUUGGUGAUUCAGCCAGGAUGAUCAGUAAACCCAAAGAUUCUAAGGAUGUUCAUGAGAUGUUGGUAUCAAAGGAAGAGUUUGAAAGGAGAGAGAAGAACAAAGAAGACAUCUACAGCGACGUCAUCACAAGCAGGCAGCCUGGCGAGGGCAGUCACGUAUCACAAAAAUAUGAGACCCUGCACAAACUGAUCAAGGAAGAGGAAGGGAAGGAGAACUUUACCCACGUCGUCAUCACCAGUAUCAAGUCACAGCACAUCAAGUUCCUCAAAGAUGACUUCAGCAGAUGGAGCAGAAUACUGGCAAACGUCUACCACUACUACAUCCAUGGUCCCCAAGGCAACCAGUCCCACCUAUCUAACGCCAUGUACCGUACGUCAAACCCCUACAAGAACAUUGACAUCAGCAUCACCACGUACAAGAAGGGCCAACAGCACCAGCAGCUCAACCUCAGAGACAUUGUAGACGACCUCCAAUCCAAAUAUAUCAGGUCUGCCAAGGACACGUUUGAAUUCAAAGUUUCGUUAGGAACUGGACUGGUAGACGGCGUGCUUCGAUAUCAUCCAUUCCUCUUCGACAAGGAGUCGUAUCCAAUUGAUAAUGAAUCAGUACUUGAGGAUGUCGAUGACGAGACUGAUGACAACAAAGAUAAACAUGCGAGGGGUAGCAAAGCCAUAUUUAAGUGCUACUGGAAUGGAAGGCUUAUUCCAUAUACACUGGUCCAAGACUUUGCCUGGUGUGCCAAGCCAACGAAACGAGGCAACAUUCCUGUCGAGUGCUACAACAGGGUAUCUGGCGCCCUCUUUGCCAACGAUCAGUUUGAGGUCAGCACAAACAAACUGACCUUCAUGGACUUUGAGAUUAAACUGAGUGAUAGGAAUGCUGCCUUUCAGAGAGUUGUUGGGGAUCACCCCCAGAGAUUGAAGAUCGACAAACAGUUCACUGAUUGGCUGCACAAGUGUCACGAAACCCAUGACAAGCAGAUCUGCUUCAUCAGAGAUUACGUGGAGAACAUCACGAGGCCAGAUCUACCCAAGAAACAACAAGAACCCUGGGCUGUGUUUAAGUCUGUGGAAUUGGAUGGGAAAGUGUAUACCACAGGGCAACAGGUUCGAACCUUGCGCUUGCGGACAGGUCGAAUUAUUCAUGGGGCAGUAAAAAGGUUCUUGUUGUUUGGAGACUUUGAGAAUGAGAUCCAGAAUGGGAGGCUGUUUGCGACAGGGGGAGAGUUCGAAAUUGAGCAGGAGCCUAGAUUGUACAAUGAGAGGAAGAUCUACCCUCUCAGGAAGCUGGACAGGUCAGCUGAUGAGAGACAGAUAAAGAAGGCCAUCGAUGAUGAAGAAGGAAAACUUCCAGGGAAACUUGUCAUCUCAUGGCCUGAUUCGCCUGAAUCAAACGAGGUUCAUGAAGGAGAGAAACGACCAGCUGGGAAACGAAUAGGUGCAAUCAAAGCUGAGAUCUACGACAGGAAAGAUCAGUAUAUGUCAAAGCUUCCUGGAGCUCAGCAUAACUCUAAUAAACUCACGGUGGAGAUGAAGAUCAUUUGGCAUUGUCCCAAAAGCGGUGACAAGGAAAUAGUAAACUUCACGGGUAAACAUUCGAAGACAUGGUCGUUCUGGUUCAAACCGAUAGAAAUGGUCAGGGACAUUGGUCCCCAUACCUUGGUCCUGCAGACAGUACUCGGGGAGGACGGAGCAACUAACUUGGGAGGACUCGAUCUACCGAGUCACAAGAUCAAGUUCACAAGUACAGCGGGCCCACCAAGCAAAUUUAUCUUUGACACCAUGGAUCCUUCGUUCAGGGUAGACGUCCCAUUCAACAUCCCUCUUGAGCUACGAGACGAGUUUAAUAAUCCCACCAAGCCAACGCCUAACAUCAAACCAGUACUCGAAGCAAGUGGCCUUGAAAUGGGCUAUGAGAAGGUGGAAAUCAAUGACACCUCACUUAUAGUGAAAGGAGUAAAGGCAUCCGGGGACGUUGGAUCGGCUCAAGGAAAGAUCUUCAACAUGACUGUGACGAUACCUGGACUGGAGAUCCCCACUCAACAACUAAAGAUCAGAAUCUUGCCUGGUGAGCCACACAAGAUCACUGUGCCAACAUUUGAAGAAACUGAUAACCUCUGCAUAGAGAACGGCAAAGCGCUUUCUAUAUCUGUGGAUAUCAGAGACAGAGCAGGGAACUUCUCAGUGCACCCAAAACUUGUAGUCCAGUGCAAGUUUCAUGGUGCGACUGGGUUGCCUUCAUACAGAGCAGACUGCAGUCAUUCAGGAACGGCUACUCUUACCGGUAAACCUAUCUUCAUCAGGAAUAUCUCUAAGAACUCUCAGAAGAUCACUGCCAGAAUUGAACUACUGCACAUCAAAGGAGUCAGCUCUGUAGAGAAAGCCAUCACUGUCAAACCCAGCACCAGAGCCUGUAAGAUCAAGGUAUUCUUCUGCCAACACCAGUACCUUGAUGACCCAAAGAAAAAACCUGUCGAGGUGGAACACAAAGGAGAUAUUGAGUGGACGGCCGGAGAGAAUACAUCACAGAUCAGUGAGUAG